Messenger RNA from Thlaspi arvense, 1146 nucleotides. Lineage: Eukaryota; Viridiplantae; Streptophyta; Magnoliopsida; Brassicales; Brassicaceae. The record is from the annotation of a GenBank genome assembly.
AUGAUACUUGUGAUCAUGGAUGUGCAAAAGCUUAUGGAGUGUGUAAUUAGUAGCGUCUUUGUGCUUAAUGGGAUUCCGAAUCUUUGUGUAGGAACCACUGUGACCGAGCGAAAAGUCUCUGCAACCACCGAGCCUCUUCUUCUGAGAGCUGUUAAAGGUGAAGUUGUUGACAGACCUCCGGUUUGGCUAAUGAGGCAAGCUGGGAGUUAUCAAACCCUCUGUGAGAAAUAUCCUUCUUUCCGGGAUAGAUCGGAGAAUGCUGAUCUUGUGGUGGAGAUUUCUCUGCAACCGUGGAAGGUGUUUAAGCCAGAUGGGGUGAUUUUGUUCUCAGACAUCCUCACUCCUUUGUCUGGAAUGAACAUACCUUUCGACAUUGUUAAAGGAAAAGGUCCCAUCAUCUUCAACCCGCCGCAAUCAGCAGCUGAUGUCGAUCAAGUUAGAGAAUUCAUACCAGAGGAAUCUGUUCCAUACGUUGGAGAAGCACUCAAAAGAUUAAGAAAUGAGGUGGGAAACGAAGCUGCUGUUCUGGGUUUCGUUGGAGCUCCAUUUACUCUGUCUUCAUAUGUUAUCGAAGGUGGCUCAUCUAAGAACUUCACACAGAUAAAAAAAUUAGCCUUUUCACAACCCAAGGUUCUACAUGCUUUACUCGAGAAGUUCACAACCUCGAUGAUCACUUACAUACGCUACCAAGCGGAUAGUGGAGCUCAAGCAGUGCAAAUCUUUGAUUCUUGGGCUACGGAGCUUAGCCCUGUGGAUUUUGAGCAGUUUAGCCUACCUUACCUUAAACAGAUUGUGGAAGCUGUGAAACAAACUCACCCGAACCUACCUCUGAUACUGUACGCGAGUGGAUCAGGAGGUUUGCUGGAGAGACUGGCUCGGACCGGUGUGGAUGUGGUGAGCUUGGACUGGACUGUGGACAUGGCUGAAGGAAGGGACCGGCUAGGAAGAAACAUAGCGGUUCAAGGCAACGUGGACCCGGGAGUUCUAUUCGGAUCCAAAGAGUUUAUCACAAGCCGGAUUCUUGAUACUGUGAAGAAAGCUGGGAGAGAUAAACACAUUCUGAAUCUAGGGCAUGGUAUUAAAGUUGGAACCCCUGAAGAGAACGUUGCACACUUCUUUGAAGUUGCUCAAGGAAUUAGAUAUUAA